Messenger RNA from Anolis sagrei ordinatus, 2671 nucleotides. Its product is annotated as solute carrier family 2, facilitated glucose transporter member 9-like. Gene Ontology annotation, biological process: monosaccharide transmembrane transport. Gene Ontology annotation, cellular component: plasma membrane. Gene Ontology annotation, molecular function: hexose transmembrane transporter activity. Lineage: Eukaryota; Metazoa; Chordata; Lepidosauria; Squamata; Anolidae. The record is from RefSeq and is a predicted model, not a curated record.
UCACAUUAACUAUCAUGUGAUUGUGUGCUGCCUCCAAAGGCUUAACUAAGGAGAACUUUACUUCCGCCUCCUGCAUCUCUGUUCCUCACACUCUGCCUUUGGCUUGGACCCAGUUCCAGUGGAUUUUUCUACCCGUCCAUCAUUUAGCAAAGUUGUGAGGGGACUGCCUUUUUCCUGGCUUCAAACUCCCUGGAUUUCCUUGUAGCAACAAGUAUUUCAUUUUCCUUUCCCUCAAGUUUUUCUUCUGGACAGUUUUGUCUAUCAUGGGUCACUGAAAUGAGCAAGCCAAGGUAUUUUGUUCCUUUUUGCAAAACCUGUAUCGCACUGUGUGGAUAUAAGGCAGGCAGAGAUACCUUGCCCAAAUGGAAAACAACCCCCCUUUUGUCUACAGGAAGAUUACUGGGCACCUCACCUUCCCUCUAAUUGCUGUCACACUCCUGUCAUCAUUUGGAUCCUCAAUGCUCUAUGGCUACAAUCUUGCUGUAGUGAACUCUCCAACAGCGCACAUCAAAGCCUUCUAUAAUGCAACCUGGCACUACCGAUAUGGGGAAGGCCUCUCUCAAAGGUCACUCAUGCUCAUGUACUCACUGACGGUCUCAGUCUUUGCCCUGGGAGGCCUGGUGGGGUCCUUUCCUGUGGGAAUUCUGGUCACCAUCUAUGGAAGGAAUGGCACCUUGGUGCGUAGCAAUCUCCUUGUCCUCCUGGCUGGCACAUUGAUGGGAUUCAGUCGCUACAUGGAAUCACCUGAAAUGGUCAUUCUUGGACGGUUCAUCACUGGUAUUCACUCUGGUAUCUGUCUCAGUGUGGUGCCCAUGUAUCUGGGAGAAAUUGCCCCCAAGAACAUCCGUGGAUUCCUGGGCCUUGUACCAAGCAUCUUCAUUUGCUUGGGUGUUUUUUCUGCCCAGGUCCUUGGCCUUCCAGAGCUUCUUGGGGAGGAUGCCUACUGGCCUCUCAUCCUCUCUGUGAUUGUUGUGCCUUCCUUAGUCCAGUUAAUACUGCUCAACUGGUUUCCAGAAAGCCCUCGUUACCUGCUCAUUGAGAAGAACAAUGUCGAAGAAGCUACCAUGGCACUGCGAUGGUUCCUUGGCAAGUACGAUGUGCAGGAUGUGAUUGAAGAGAUGGAGGAGGAGAAACGUUCCCUUGCCUCUGUUGAGACUUUGUCCGUGUGGCAAUUGCUGAAGGAUUGCUCUGUGCGAUGGCAAGUGCUCUCUGUUGUGGUGAUCAACAUGGGCAUGCAGCUUUCAGGAAUAGAUGCGAUCUGGUUUUACACCAAUGCCAUUUUUGAGAAUGCUGGCAUUCCUGACCCAGAAAUCCCCUACACAACAGUGGGCACUGGUGCAAUUGAAGUCAUCGCUGGUUUGAUAGGUUGCUUCACGAUUGAGAAGCUGGGACGUCGCCCACUUGUCAUAACUGGUUUCUGUUUCAUGGGCAUAUGCUGUGCCGGCAUCACUGUGUCUCUGUUGCUGCAGGCAGCUGUCUCCUGGAUGCGUUAUGUCAGUGUGGCCUGUGUCAUCGGAAUCAUUGCAGGAUUCUGCAUAGGUCCAGCUGGCGUUCCCUUUUUGAUGACAGCUGAACUCUUCAAGCAGUCCCACCGGCCAUCGGCCUACAUUGUUGGAGGCUCCCUCAACUGGCUCUCAAACUUCACUGUUGGAUUUGUGUUUCCUUUCCUGCAGAUGUCAGCUGGUGCCUACUGCUACUUGGUUUUCUGCGGCAUCUGCCUUGCGGUUGCCUUGUAUGUCUAUUUCAUCAUCCCUGAGACUAAAAACAAGACAUUUAUGGAAAUCAGCCACAUGUUUGCCUCUCGCCACAGCUUCUUCUCUCGCUUGCCCAAUGCUGUCAAGAUGGUCAAGUUCAAUGGCUAUGGAGCCCUGGAGAACAGUUCCUUGGAAUAUUCUGGGUCAGAAUCUAACCCAUGAUGCUUAUCUUGUUUACUAUUUCCUGAAGCAAUUCCUUCUGUUGGAAAGCCAUCUUAGUGAGAUGUCUUCUGUGUUUGGGCUUCGGGAGAUGGAACCAUUUGAUUGUCUUUCUACAGCUCCUUUCUUUCUGCCUGGUCAGUAGUCCAGAAAGGACUUGUAGAAAACUAAGUUUGAAUCAGGUUCUUCUUCUGCCUCAUUCUGCCCAACUGAUCACUGCCCCAAACAUUUGUGGGUACCUUCCAUCCAAAUUUAUUCCUCCUCCUCCAUGGCCUAUUUCUGAGGCCUUAAAAUCAAAGUAGUUAAAUAACAACUAUUUUCAGGCAACUGGUAUAUAUGAAAUGAUUAUAAUGUCAUGGUUGGAACUCAUCCUUUAUAGGAUUUACAAAUAUUUACGGAGACCUAUCAACCUUUUUUCAAGACUUAGGUUGCCUGAAGCCAUGCGGUUUAGACUAGGUGGUCUUGGGUUCCUUCCAGUUCAAUGAUCCUACCAGUCUAUGCCAACAUAUUUCCUGAAACCAUAUUCAGAGAUUUACAAGCACACAAAAAAUGGUAGCAUAGUCUUUCUACAGUUUGGAAACAUUGCCUUUUCUAUCAACAAGUCCGAGAAUCCCUUCAGCUAGAAAGGCCAGUGGCCAAAUUGGGAGCUAUAAUCCCCCAAAGUAACAGUUCUAAAUCUGGUUUAAUUACUUGUGAAGACAUGCAUACAUCCCAUUUGAAACAAAAUUGAAAAAUAAAACAAAUGCUUGGCCCUGGAA